AUGUUCGGAAAGAAACAUGAGGUUCCAUUUUUCAAUUUGAGCUUAAAUUAUGUUUUUUUAUUUCAGGCUUAUGCAUAUCUAUUUUACCAGCCAGUACCCGUAGAAGAAUUGAAACUUUUCGAUUAUUAUGAUAUAAUCAAACACCCAAUGGACAUGGGAACCAUCAAGAGCAAGUUGGAGAGCGGCCAGUACACGGAAGCCGAAGAAUUCGAAGCCGAUUUCCGAUUGGUUCGUGUUUUUGGAAAGAUGGGAGAAUUUUACAAAAAAAAAUAAUAGGAUAAAAAAUGCCUUGUCUUUCGAGAGAGGAAAUAGGGUUUUUAAAAUGAUAAAACUAGAAAAUAAAUUUCCGGAGUUUUGACCACUUUCAGUUGCUGGAAAUAGGGUUUCUAAUGUUUUAUGUUCGAUUUGGAGUCUUUUCAAGGGGUAUUUUUUUGAAAUGGAGAAAAGAAGCAUUUAAAAAAAUUCUUAGCAAUAUUUUUUCUUAAAAAUCAAGUAAAAAAAAAUUUUUGACCAUUUUCAGAUGCUAAACAAUUGUUUCACAUACAAUCCGCGUGACGAUCCCGUACACAAAUGUGGUCGACAGCUUUUGGAAGUUUUCGAGCAGAAGGUAUAAUAUCCAAAAAGUUUUAAUAUUCUUCCCCCUUUUUAGUGGAAAGAAGCUCCAUGGCGAAAAGUGAAGUCGGAAGUGAAAUCGGAAGUGAAAUCGGAAGUUAUUUCUGAGGAAAUUCGGCCUUCUUCGGAAAAUGGAUCGUCGCGAUUGGAUAUGUGCCUCAAAAUGGUGAAUCAAAGCUGAGAAUAAUCAAAAUAAUAAAUUCGAAAAAAGGAGGUUACCAAAAAAAAAAUCAUAUAGUUUUAAUGAAGCCAUUUAUUCACGUUUUACUUUCUUCAAAAAUUGAUUGAAUUGCUUGAUUUUAAUUUUUGUAAAGUUUGAAAUUAAUUUUUCCAGAUCAAUGAUGAAGAAACUCGUAUUCGAGCCAGGCUGAGGGAAUUGGAAACGCUGAAGGAUAAGGUAAAGAGCGCGAAAUCGAAGCUUUUGUGUCGCAUUUGGAAUGGUUAGGCUCGUUCGAUUCGGAGCGGCUUUCGCGCGGUAUCGUAGAAAUGUUUAAUAGACGCUAUGUUUGAAACCGCAACGCUUGAAGCCAUUCCAAGUGCGACCAAGAAAAAUUAGAAAAGACAAAAAGUUUCAAUCUACAGUGUGUUUGAAGUCAAUCCUAGCGAUUUUCAAGUUUGUAGCAAAAAAAAAAUGCCCAAACCCAUCUGUUCAGCCCGUCCGGCUUUCACUGUAGGUUUAAAUUCUGCAUACACCGAUCGAGGUUUUAGGCGAUAUCUCCGUUAAUAACGAGUUUUUUGUACGGAAAACAAUUUUGAAGAAAAACACUAUUAGAAGAUUUAAAGAGAUAAAUUUAUUCUUAAUAAUGAAGUUUUUGCAAACGACCGCAAGUCUUGAAAAAAAUCUCGGAUUGCCUAUUUCGUGAAAUCAUUUCAAAAAGGAAAAAUUGUAACUUUUAAACUCGCCGAAGUUAAAUCGAACACGGGGUCAGGAGAAGAGAACUUUUUCUGAAAUGAGACAAAAAUGGCUCCAGAACAAAAUUAAAGUGUGCUGUUCGGCAGCCAUUUUUACGCCCCAAUGAAGAUUUUUUCCUUUUUGAAUCUCGUUUUCUGUAAAGCGCGCCACUUCGAAAUUUUUAAAUUAGCCGUGGAGCAAACUUGCUUCGAAUGUAAAUUUUCAAAAUUCCUUGUCGUUUCCAUCCGCGAUCAAAGUUACAUUGAGAAUAUUGAGCGAACGCAGUUAAUCAGACUUGCUUAAAAAUUUUAGAAAUGAACCUUGUUUGGUUUUCCGUUUCGUCGAAAUAAAUGUAUAGAAUACAAUAGAAAAUUCUAGAAUCAGCUUAAUAUAAGCGUUAUGUCCAACAGUUUUUCAAUAUAUACUGUAUUGGAGCAACAGAGAUUUUUUACACGAUUUUUUUGAAACAUUUUCCGUUUUUCCGAUGAAGACACUAUCCAUAAGAACAAUUUUUAAAGGUUCAUGGAGCGAAAAGAGUCUGUGCCGAUGGAGCGGAGAAGAGGAAAGUGGCAGAAUUGAUCCAGGCGAUGGAAAAGGCUUGCCAGCAAGUGAUCUCCCCGGCCAAUAACAAUGAAUUCUAUACGAACGGGGCCAAGAGUGAACCAGCGGUUAGUUGAGGCCAAUCCCAUUGGGUUUCAUUAAUUUUUCAUUUUCAGACCUUUUCGUCGAAAACGGCUCGGAAGGUGAGUUUACAAAAAAGGCCUUUAAGCAAUUCUUCCUAUGAAACUUUCUAUUUCCAGGCCUCUAAGUCGGACAAUUUCCUGCCGUACGAAUUUGAUUCUGACUCUGAGGAGGUCAAAAAGAAGAUGACUUACGAUGAACAAAGACUCCUGAGCCUCGUCAUGAAUCGGAUGAACAACGAGCAACUUCUGCACAUCGUCAGCAUCAUACAGCGAAGAGAAGAUGUUCGUUUAAGGAAGAAAUUGUUAAAAAGAACCUUUUUUUAACUUGAAAAGAAGUUAAAAAGAUAGCCUGACCGAUUUUUCACGCUUUUUUUGUCUACUUUAGCCAACAGUAGCGAAAUCGGGUGAGUAUUUGUUUUAGUUUUUUUGUCCGUGACUUUUUUUCAAAAAAACAGGAUUAUUGACCUGAAAUUUUAAAUAAUCAAGUGAAAUAGUGUUAGACAAAAAAAUAAAAAAGUUCAACAAAGAAAAAUUGAAAAAAAUUGAAACAAUUAAGCGGGAAGAUCUAAUACUUCGUAGCAUAGCCUUUAGAUUUUAUAACAGCCUUGCAUUUUCGGGGAAUCGACUCGGUAGGUUUGUCCAACUCGCUGAUUGCUAUCUUCUUCAAAAAUUCUUUUUCUUCUGAGUUUCAGAUCAAAACAAUUGUUUUCAACAAAGUUAUGAACGAAAAAAAUACUCGCCUAUUUCCGCUAAUGUAUAUAAAAUCAUACCUUUUUGUGGUUUCGAGACGCUUACCAUGUAAAGAGACACUUUUACAACUGUCCCAUUAUUACCGAAUUCUCGCAGAUCACAAGUAUGGCCGAGGACGGACAAAUGGAAAUCGACUUUGACCAGCUCUCGGAAGUGACGAUGAGAGAACUCCAAGCAUAUUGUCUGGCCGUGUUCCCCGAAGGUUUCGAAAAACAGCUGAAUGCCGAAAUCAAGAAGGAUCGGAGGAGGCCGAUAAAAAAAGAGCCGGAGCCGGUCAGAACGGCCCCACCGGACACAUCCGCAUCCAAGAAGAAACGUUGGUUCUUUGGUUUUGCAUGGUUUUUUCACUUGCCUUUUUUGCUCCCUGUGUUUUUUUGCGUGGAUGCUUGGUUUUGAUCGAAUUUAACAAGUUGUUUUCAUUUGAAGGCAUAUGGUGUUUUUGAAGUUCUUGCAUAGUCUCUAAUUUUCACUUUUAUGAAAUAGUCUCGAUAGAUCUGUCGAGUGCGCUCUAUGUCCAUUUUUUCCCUCACAAGUGAAGUGAUUUUACUUUUUGGUUGGGAGUUUUCUGAAAAUCUGUCAGAAUAUCCCGUGAAGUACCAAAUUGAGGUCCUGGAAGUCUUAACCUGCACAACUUCUUCGUUUUCAAGAAAGCUCCAAAAUGGCCUUUUUGACAGUUUUUGAUGGUUUUCUUUAUGCCGUGUUCAAAGUGAUUCCGCGAAAUUCAAAAUAGCCGUCAGAGAAAGAGAAAGAUAACUAAAUUUUGGAGGGUCAGAGACAAUUUCGCAUUUCGCGGAAAUUACUUUGAACACGGCAUUAACUUUGAAGGUUCCUUGCUUAAAAAAAAUUUAGAAGCUGUGCAGGUCGACUUUUAGAAUUCUUUUAUUGGUUCUUCAAGGAGUGUUCUGACUAAUUUUCAAGAAAUUCACAACCAAAAAGUAAAAUGACCUUCCUUGUCAGAUGAGAUUCUCUGUGACGUUCAACGUCAUCGUUUUUUUCAAAGCGAAAGCUAUGCUUUUUCUCUCACCCUUUGCCAAUUUGCACCUUUUUGCACGUUGCACGACCUUCAGAGCCGGAGUCGGAAAAACACGACGUCGCCGCCAUCACCAAGCGAUUCAGCUCCAAGGAGCCCGAGGAACUUCUUGCACGACGUCGCAAUCUGGAAGCCCAAAUUGCGCGACUCGAGGGAUGUAUUCUGAAGAAGACGACGGCGAAACCGACGGUCGGAACGAAACGCACGGCAAAGAAAGAGGAACCUCCUGGACCCGAACCUUUGUCCUCUGCUUCUAACACCGCUUUGCAUGCACUUUUUUCUGAUGGUAGGAAAGAUAGGAGGCAUAAAAUUUCCCCAAGAUUGGAUUUUUGUGUGGCUGAAUUUUUUUUUUUUCGUAGAGCUUACUAAUUCCUUUUGGAAUUUAAUUUCAUGAUCCAGAUAACUUCAUUCAAAAAAUGUAUUUCCUGACAGUUUUCUACGUUAAAUCCAGUUUUGGCAGUCCUAUGCGCCUUGAAUCCUUUUCUUUCACUUCAAAAUAUGUUUCGAUGAACCUUGAAAUGUUUAGAAAAGAGCGAGGAGCUUGGAAUGUCAGAAUCGUCGGACGCCGAUUCGGAUGCCUCUGCCGAUUCUUCAUCGUCUUCCGACUCUGACGAUGAGGAUGAGUAUCAAGGUUAGUUUGAGGGAAAAAGAGAAGAGGAUUUUUUUGAGAUUAUGAUCGAAAUUUGUGUCACGGAGGGAAUUUUUGAAUAUUCAGAGAAGUUAGGAAUCAUCAUAUUCGUUUUUUGGUCCUUACUUUUUUCUUAGUGAAGAUUUUUUCAAGAACUGAGAAAGCUGACAGUCUCUUUUAUCGAAUAGCAAACAUAAUUCGUGAAUUAUUUUGAAAAAAUGGCUUACGCUCCCUCAUCAUAGUUUCCGAUUCCUGAAACAGUUAGAAAAAGAAUGUCUUGAAGUUACAAACAUCGAAGUCGGAGUGGGAAUAAUCAAAGCGACAAUGACGGUAAAGACUAGUCUAGAUUACAAAAAUUGUCGCCAGAGUUUUUUUUAAAAGAAUCAUGGCCAGAUUCAAAAAAAGUCUCGAAGCGAAGUUGCGUCUUGAACAGUACAGUCCGUUUUGUCGACUUAAAAAAACGGGACUUCUCUGCGUCCUCCUCGUCUCUCUAAGAGUCUCUCAUGUUGACGGGCUAUUUUCGCCUUUCUCUAACCUCUGAGGGAACAGAGAGACGCAGACAUACAAAAACUUUCAAGUCGCGGCGAACAGACUAUCAGACUUAUUAGCAAAGGUUCUUGAAUCAACUAAAUAAGAUGAAAAUUUUUUUUUCCAUGUGUAGUCGUUUCACUUCUUUCUCUCUUCUCUCGGUCGUCGUGACUUUUGUUAACCGUCGUCCAACCUCUUCUUCUACCGUGUCCGAGCCACGCACUGUGAAUCUCAUUGCAGACAAGCCACGCCGUGGCCUAGAAGUUCAACGCCGCGCCUUCGACCCGUCGUCGUCCAAGCCUUCCGGAGCAGCCGUCGACCCGCCGCCGACCUCCAGGCCGCCUCAAAGGCCUUCAGCCCCGACCAAGCCCUCUGGUGGCAGUGGCGGUGGCCAGCGCCGUGAGAAUUUGCCUUCCUCAAAAGCGUACAGUUGAUUCACGGCUGGCUUGAGCCACAGUAACGUUAUGAAAAACGAGACAGUGCCUUUUCGGUUUAAAGCAUAGAUAGGCCACGCCUUUUUGCGUCUUGAGUUAGUCGUGAAUCGGCUAUAGUACUUUUUCAGCACUGAAAAUUGAGCUUUGAAAGAUACAACGAUUUGAAAGACUAGAGAGAAAAUGGUAUAGAGAUGAUGCGCUUCAUGGAUAGUUUUCAGAAGAACAUAUCCUCGAAAAUUCUUGAGAGGCACGGAUUUUUAUUCAUUGGUUUACUGAUCGCAGAAUAUUAAAGUCGAAAAAAAUGCAUUUAUAAAAAAAAUAACCCGAAAAAAAGCAAGAAGGUUAUGACUUCUAUCCUUGGAGCGCACCUUCUUCUUUCUUUUUUAAAUGAAGACUUUUUUUAUUCAGCAGAUUUUUCUUUGUCCUUGUCGUGAUCUUUUCUUUCUUCUGUUUUCGAUCGAGCGGUUUUGCAGGAAACGGGGCGGAUUUGAACGGAAAAAAUAGCCGCAAUUUUUGAUUUGAUUUUUUUUUAUUUGUUGCCAAGCGUUUCUACCAGCCGUUUAUUAUUUACAAACCAACUCACUAAUAGUUAUAGUAUUUAAAAAUUUAACAGAUAUAGCUGAUUCACGGCUGGUUUUAGUCGAAAAAAAGGAGUAUCAACGAGUUUAUAAAAAGGAAGAUUGUCUGGCUGGUACAGACAGUGCCACGCCUCUUAGCGUCCCAAGCCAGACGCGGAUCGGCUAUAUGAAAAAUAGUAUUAACACCUUAAUUCGUGUACUAACAAUCUCACUGUAAAUUUUCUUCAUGUCAAUCAAUAACGUGGGGGUGUAUGAAGACAAAACAUUUUAACGCAACUUUUUUUCGUUUAUAUUUUGAUUGUUGUUUUUAUACCUGUUCGAUUUUGCACUGUUUUUUUUUCUCAUUAUUGUUAUGUGGAACAUGAGGUAAUUUCAUCCACAGAGCACUCUUUUGUGCCCUGUUUGUUUAUUCUCUUUCAUACACCCUUUCGUAAUGUUUCGUUAUCUACUGCUUAGAAGACGUUCAGACCUCAAAAUCUCUGUACUUAUGUGUUAUUUCUCUAUUUUUCUCAUUACUACAGCAAAAUUAUCAAGAAAAUCUCGUUCUCCCAUUUCUUUCUUUGCAGAUAAUAAUUUAGCCAGUAUUCCAGUGAUUGCUUAUUCAAAAAUACAUAAUAAAGUGUUUGAAUGUUGUUGUGAGGUGCUAAAAAAAAGAAUGGAGUUUUCGAGGAUCGAGCUUUUCAACAGUGUUUACUAAGAAUGUCGAAGGGUUUUUUUGAGCUCAAUUUUCGAAUCUCCAUAGGUUUGCACUUUGAAAUGGCAUUAAAGCAGUUGAAGAAAAAAAUUAGUUUUUUUCUUUCAUAUAAAAAAUAUCAUUUCUUGUGCUCUCCUGGCCAGAAUUACAAAAGCGAAGCAAAAAGGAUGAAAAUCACGUUUAGCCGCGGUGAAUGAAGUGAAAAGGUCGUUCAACGCUGCACCGAAGCCCCAUCAGCCAAAAAUCGAGCAGCAACCGCGCCCCGUCGCUAAUAUGGGUUUUUCGUUUGCAACAUGCCUAUUUUGACGGCUUUUUUCGUUGUUUAGGUUCGGUCUCGAUUUUGGACACUCUUUUGCCUAAUGCACCAGAACCAACGACGAUGCCAGAGGUUGACCACAGGUCGAAUGGAGUUGACGAUCGUAGAAAGGUGUAUUUUGUAGAGUUUUUUUAAGGAAGUUGAAAAAUGGCAACGUGUUUCAAACUGCAGAGAAUGGAAAAAGUCGCUUGAGCAUGUUCCGGUUUUUUUGUUUGAGAACUCAGAUUCAAAAAAAAGGGAAAUAUUGUAGUCUUUUUUGAAUGAAAGUUGAAAUCGGGGAUCGUCUCAAAAAAAAAAAAUCGCCGCGCUUUUUCUCCAUUCCAAGAGAAUUGACUUGUCAUUUUCCAACCAAUUAUCCCAACAAAGGCACCAUUAAUUGAAACAUUUUCUCAUUUGAAGAUAGUAAUUGGUUUUUUUUUUUCUUGAUUUUAGUGCCGAUUGCAAUUGAGUACAAAAAAAAAAUGAAAGGUUAACCAGUUCCCGAGAUGACUCAAAAUGAUCUUUGAUGUGAAGAAGUAGAAGUCAAUUUGAACUUCUUUUUUCUUUUUUGUCUAUUUUUACGCCUGACACUCGUAUGGAAAAAAAAUUUUCUUGCAUCUAAAUACCCUAGUUAGAUAGGGAAAAAAGCAAGUUUGCGACGUCGUGUGUUGACAGCAUUGGCGACAACAAGUUCAGACCUGUCUUGCGAGUUAAUUAAAAAAGUUCUUUUCCCCAUUUCUUUACGAUUUUUUUCAACCCUUGAAAAUAUUUAAAAUGCGAUUUUCGGCGUUUUCCUACCUUAAAUCAAAUAAUAACGUGUUCGGUAAAAAUUAUAUGUCUCUCAAGAAAAACGAUAGCACGAAGAAGUGACGUGGUUGGUCUUUUUAGAUGUGAAAUUAAUAAAAAAUUCACGGCUUAUUACUUAUUUUUUUCAUGUUUGAAGUUUUUUUUUGAAGCUAUCUACAUGAAAGCUGAAACUUGACAUCAAAACCCACAAAUUUUCUAGGUAUCCGACCUUUGAAAAAGAGUAAUUCGAACACUAUUAUCAGCUUUUCCUUUUCCUUUUUUAGCUUUUUUGGUUUCGUCACAAUGUCCCUGGUGCGCAGUUAAGACAUCCUUUCAAAGCUGUUUUCUUCUAUUUUUUGCUCGAGCCUCAUUUUUAAGUUGGCAUCGAGAUCGAGUACGUAGAUUUUGAAAAAAAAAGUAUUUGAUGAAAAAAAUUAAUGGAUUUUCUUCAAGUUGUCAUGAAUGAGUUUGUUUCUUCUUGAAGGUGUACCAAUUAUAAAAAAAAUUUCACGUUGAAAAGAAACUUUUCUCAUAUUCCUAAAAUCAGUAAGAAUUAAUUAUUUUCCAGCACCGUGCGGUGACGGAUUCCCAAUCGAACAGCUAUAGAAGCCAGCCGAUUUCUCAGCCCUUCGAAACCGAAGAGGAGAAAGAAGAACGACGAAUUCAGCAGAUGCGUGAGGAGGUCUACUAGUUGUCCUUUUCUCUAUGAAUCUUUUAUUAAGUUCUGUUAAAAGGGUGGGAAAAGAACUUCUUCUCUUUUCCAUUCGCAUUCCUCGGAAAGGCAGUGGAAAUUUGACUGUUUCCUUCUUGAUUUUGUUCAUACAAAAUUUUAAAAAAUUUGAUUUGAUAAAAUGAUCAGAGACUGUCAGUGACCACUAGAAUGCUGUCAGCGUUUCGACUCAAAGGAAAAUGAAAACGGUUUUGCCAACUUUUUUUAUUUUAUCAUAAAAGCAAGGCAAAAAAAAUAUGAGAAUUUGUUUAUGGGUCGAAGUUGCUUCCGACGCUUUAUAUUCGCCUUUCCGAUGCAAUUUGGCAUGUGAAUGUCAUCUUUAAGCCACAUCGUUCCGCUCUUCUUCUUUUUCGCGGCAAAGUGAUGAAAAAAAAAACGUGCCGGCUACAAUUUUCCCCUUUAUAAUGAGUACUUUUUGCCAGGAUAUGCAGCGUCGGGCUCUGGAAAACGACGCGCCAAUGACGACGCAGAUGGAACUGAUGGCCCAGUUUGAAUCCGACAUUUCGGCCUAA
Caenorhabditis auriculariae is the source of this 9152-nucleotide messenger RNA. The record is from the annotation of a GenBank genome assembly. Lineage: Eukaryota; Metazoa; Nematoda; Chromadorea; Rhabditida; Rhabditidae.